AUGUCUUCACUCAGGCUAUACCACAUAGCACUUUUAGUUUGUUUGCUUAGCGGCGGUAGUUGCCAGCUAACCAUAGGCGAGUCUUCAUUGCCUGGGAAUAACCUGGCGAAAUGGUUAGACGACAUACAUGAAGAACGCCCAUUUGACACCUUACUUGUGGCACAUCCUAUUGCUGGUGUUGAUAGCAGAUUGGAGAGCGUUUUAAGAUUUCCCAAGCCCAAAGUGCUUUUACAAACUUCUCAAGCCUUUGCCUACAAAGAGAAAUUUAAUUCUGAUAUUCUGGUGAUUAUCACAAUGAACAGCGUAUUGGAUGGAGAUUUGAUGGAGGUCACCGCUAGAACAUUGCAUUUUUUGCGGCAUGUAAGAAUUCUGCUGUGGGCCUGGGAGGUUGAGGAUCAAAAGGAUUUCAUGAACACCACUUUGGGCUUGUUGCAAAGGUACAAAAUGACAAAUGUCUUGCUAACAUUUGUGUAUGAGCUGCAGGAGUUGCCUAACGUAUAUCAACAGCUAAAGCCGUAUCCCAGUUACCAUUGGCUCAGCAAUACCAGGCAGCCAAAGUCCCAGGAAUAUUUUCCCCUUCAUUGGCUUAACAUGCAAAAUAUAACUAUAAGAACCCACAGCGAUCAGGCUAUUCCAAAGUCCUUUUUGUACCUGGAUGCCGCAGGAAAUUUAAAAGUCAAUGGCUAUGUGGCCCGCUUGAUCUUACUUUUUGCCCAACAUUUCAAUGCCUCACUUCAGUGGUAUAAGCCCGUCAAAUUGGGAGAAGUCAGCCAUUUUAUGGCAGUUAAUUACUUAGUAGAUGACAAUUUGAUCGAUAUACCCAUGACGACGAUUAUGUCAAAAACACACCAGGAAUGGCAACAUCGUUCAUACCACUUUCAAUAUGAGUAUGGCACAUUGUUUGUGCCCUGCGCCCAGCAGCUGACGCUCAAGGAAGUAUUCAGCGUUUUAUUGGAUGUGCGUUUCUUUGGUUUGAUUAUCUUCUGCACCGUGCUCUUCUCCCUGCUACACUCGCUGGUAGACUAUCUCUUGGAAGGCAUUAUGGCAACUUCUGAUGUGCUGCUCAGCCAUAGAGUUUUACCAGCAGUAUUGGGGCAAUCUUUUGUGGCUAGAAAUUCACCAUGGAAAGUUUUGAAAUUGAUCUACAUUAUUUUAUCCUUUUUGGGCAUCAAUAUCACCUGCCAAUUUUCGGCUACCAUGAACUCACUCUUCACCAGUCACCCGUAUCACAGGCAAAUCGAAACAUUGAUGGAUAUUCGCAACUCACCCUUGAAACUCAAUAUCCUAAAAAGUGAUCUCGAUCUAAUGGGUGGCACUUUGCUGGAGAUUUUCAGAUCACUGAUCACCACCAACAAUGCUACCCAAUAUGAUGAAAUGCGAUUCAACUUCAAUACCUCAACCGGUUAUUUUGCCUUUUCGAGUUUCUGGCGUUUGUUGGAGUUAAAGCAGCAAAACUUUAACCAAAAGCUCUUCUGCACCUAUGAGAAUAUGACGGUUUUUCUUUUAAUACCUGCUUCAAUUCAUCUGCAACCAAAUUCUCAAUAUAAAGAGCCCAUGGAUUAUCUGGUGCAGCAAGUGAAUGCCAUGGGCUUGGUGCAUGCAUGGUAUGCAAGCACCUUUAACGAUAUGGUGAAACAGAAGAAAAUCUCCCUGUUUAAUGAAAAUGCCGAAGAGAAGGUUCAAGCGAUGACUGCAAGUGAUCUCUACUGGAUCUGGAUUAUUUUGAUAAUAGGAUUGGGUAUAAGCGUAGCAGUAUUUUUGGCUGAAUUUUGGCAUUACAAUGCGACCAGAUUCUUGGACUAA
This is a messenger RNA of Stomoxys calcitrans (stable fly), 1803 nucleotides long. RefSeq lists its product as uncharacterized. NCBI's taxonomy places the organism in Eukaryota, Metazoa, Arthropoda, Insecta, Diptera, Muscidae. Bases 1 to 1803 code for a protein of 600 amino acids. The transcript has a single exon. The record is from RefSeq and is a predicted model, not a curated record.